Messenger RNA from Anthostomella pinea, 1737 nucleotides. NCBI's taxonomy places the organism in Eukaryota, Fungi, Ascomycota, Sordariomycetes, Xylariales, Xylariaceae. The record is from the annotation of a GenBank genome assembly.
AUGUCCAAGGUUAUGAGAAGUGUGAAGAAUGUGACCAAGGGUUACUCGAGCGUCCAGGUCAAGGUGCGCGAAGCGACGAGCAAUGACCCAUGGGGUCCAACCGGCACGCAGAUGAGCGAGAUUGCUCAAUUAACCUUCAAUUCGUCUACCGAGUUCUACGAUAUUGUCGAUAUGCUCGACAAACGUCUGAAUGACAAGGGCAAGAACUGGAGGCACGUCCUGAAGGCCCUGAAAGUGCUGGAUUAUUCUCUACACGAAGGGUCGGAACUGGUCGUCACCUGGGCUCGCAAGAACGUCUACAUCAUCAAGACAUUGCGCGAGUUCGUAUACAUCGACGAGGAUGGACGGGACGUAGGGCAGAAUGUUCGUGUUGCCGCGAAAGAGCUCACCGCUUUGAUUCUGGACGAAGAGAGACUUCGCGCCGAGCGAAACGAUCGGAAAACUUGGAAAUCACGGGUUACCGGCAUCGAGGAAUUCGCUCCAGAAGGCGCAACCGUCCCCGCCAACCGCCGGCAACGUCCCCGACCACAGAGUGCCGACGAAGACGAUACUGAAUACCAGCUGGCUCUCGAGGCCAGCAGAGCCCAGGAGGAGGAGGAUAGAAGGAAACGUGAAGGCCGACAGGGGGGUAGCAGUGGUGCCGGUGCUGGAGUAGAGGACGACGAUGACCUGGCCAAGGCUAUCAAGCUCAGCAGAGAAGAGGACGAGCGACGGAGACGGGAAUUAGAGGAGAGCAACUCCAGCUCUCUUUUCGACGACGACCCAGCGCCGAGCAGCGUUCCACAACCGACCGGUAUGAAUAUGGGUUAUCAGCAGGGCAGCAACGUGGACUGGCUCGGUAAUCCGAUUGACCAGAACCAGAUGAUGCAGCAGCAACCCACUGGAUAUAUGAACAACGCGUAUACAGGAUUUCCCAACAACGGCUACCAGAACGGCUUUCAACAGCAGCAAACUGGUAUGUACGAUCCAUAUGGCCAGCAAAACAACCAAUUGCAGCAGCAGCAGCAGCAGCAGCCGCAGUUCCAGCCGCAACAGACGGGAUAUAACCCAUAUGCGCAACAGGCGUUCCAACCUCAACCUACAGCGACUCCUGAGCCAAUGCCUCAGUCCGGCAGCAACAACCCUUGGGCUUCCAACAACCAGACCCAAUCGGCUAUGAAACCGAUGCAGACAGGCUCCAACAACCCUUUCGCCUCCAGCUUUGGGAGACCCCAACCGACCACAGCCCCAGCCGUCCCGACCCUGAGCAGCCUGCAAAGUCUUCCAGAACAGAACACCCUUCAAACAUAUGCGCCUUCUCCUCAACCUUCCUUCAAUCAAUACCAGCCGCCGCCGCAGCCCCUACAGCAGCAGCAGCAACAGCAGCAACCGCAGAAGCAGCUUAGUGAACAUGAGCAGAGACUGAACACCCUUCUUGCCAGUGGGGAAGGGAUGGACACGUACGGAAACACUGGCGACCUCCGCAUUCCCUCCCAACACACCGCACCCGGUACUUUCGUCAACUCGACUGGGUCAGGUGCUCAGAGGCUGACGGCUGAAGCCACUGGCAACAACCCCUUCCUUCGAUCGCAAUUCACUGGCAUGCCUCAAACUUCGUACGGUCAGCACCAGAUGCCCGCAGCUACCGGCCCUGCAGGUAUGAACGGCAUGGCUGGAUAUGGCGGACAGAGCAACCCCUUUGGAGCCAGGCCACAGCAGCAGAACCAGCAGCCAGGGCAAGACCUUAUCCAAUUCUAG